Molecule: messenger RNA, 3207 nt
Organism: Oppiella nova
Lineage: Eukaryota; Metazoa; Arthropoda; Arachnida; Sarcoptiformes; Oppiidae
Source: the annotation of a GenBank genome assembly
AUGAAUCAACAAGAAUUCAGACAUGAGAUUAGACAACAGUAUCAAUCGCCUGAACACAAGACUCCGCAACAAAUCCAACAGGACAUGAGACAAAGUGGUCGUGAAUCAGAUCCACACUUUCAGCAAUACUCACAACAGUCACCACAAAGACAACAACCAAAACAACAACAGAAUUAUAGUCAAGAAGAAUACCAACGCUUUCAGACCAGCGAAAGGCAAAUGAGAGGGGAAUUCAGUCAUUUAUCGGAUACCUAUCCGAGCUAUCCAUCGACGACAAGUAGAGACAUGCGAUCUCAUGAUAUGGAUUCGCCACCGAAUAGGUCGGGCCAGUCUUCAGUGGGCGCUCCCAUUCCCCGAACAGUGCCAUUACAUACAGUGACCCAACAGUUGGCCACAUCUUCAGCGGCAUCGUCGCCACCAUCGGGUAGUACUCUAUCGCCAAAACACAAAUCAAUUCAAAGUCAACAGCAGUUAUACGCACAACAACUGCAGCCUAAGAAGACGCCGCCUCAGGUGCCCGAGUGCUGGUCUCCGCCCACAGACCUGUCGCCCAUUCUGGACGUAUCGCCGUCUAUAGAGGCGGCCGAACAAGAGAUUAUGGAAAGGAUUAAAUCCAGCGGAGAAUCCUUGUCUACAAUUAUGCCGAGCAUUCCUCGAGCGACGAGCGGAACCAUCACCGGAAUGAUCGCCGACUUCAACAAAGCGAUGGAAGCGUUGGGAACCGAGUCGCCCACCGAAGAGCACUAUGAGAUGGCCUCAAAACUGAAACGCAUGGAAAGGGAGUCCAAAAUUCAGUCCCAACGACAACAGAGCGCUCAGCAAAAGGUAUCUAAACAGCAGACAUCCACUCAAAAGACAACGAUUGACGCCACGUCCGGCAAUCCACCCAUUAUUGUCAUGACUUCGGGACCAAAUCAGUCGACAAUUCCAUUGCAACUACAGCUCAAUCCGCAGGCAGUGGUGAGCGGACAGGCGUUGCUUCCCAGCCCUCAAGUGGAGCAACAGCUACAACAGCAACAGAUUCUUAUCCAACAACAGCAGCAGUUCCUUCAGAUUCAGAUCGAACAGCAGAAGCUCCAGAAGCAGAUGACCGAACAGUUGACGAUUAGACAGCAGCAGGAAAUGGACAAACAGAAGACACAGAAGGAUGUGCUCAUUCAGCCCAUACCCCCGCAACCUCUACCACAGCCUCAACCCACUAAACCAGAGGUUAUCAAGCAAGACAAACAGGUGUCCACUUCGACACCACCUUCAAUGUCAUCGACACCCACAUCAGCCACUAAUAAACAGCUGAUCAAUAAGUCUGUGGCCCCAGUGAUGGUCAAGCCUGACCUUAUGGCCAACAAGAAUACCGACGUAACGGUGCAGAUGUCUGUGUUGAGCAGUAGUGGCGGCACCAGAAAGAACUUACACCGAAGACUACCUCAUCCGACAGCUGAAGAAAUGCAAACCGCUGUCCAAUUGGCUGCCGUUCACAACGUCUCACAACAGCAACAACAACAACGAUUGGGGACAACUGUCUCAUCAGCGCCGACAGUCUCUACACAACGACCCGUCUCACCACUGAUGCCUCGUAAAACACAGUCGAGUGUCAUCUCAUCCCAGACAAUUCUGAACCCAUCGAUGAGACGGACAAACCUCUCGACGUCAACAGUGCUGACGACCGCCACAUCAACACAGGUCUCAUCGGCGGUCAUGCCCUCGACAUCCAUCUACGAUCGCAUUAGUCCAUCGCCCUAUGCGUUGGGACAGACUGUGCUCCGUUCGCACACUCCCAUCACUCCCGGCGCCGACUUCUCUGACUCUCAGAGCGAAACUUCUGGAGAUAAAGGCAAACGAAGGAAGCUGCCGUCAGUUCCCUUCGAUGAGGAGCCCAUCUCUCCUGUGAUCGCCACUAGAAAACUGAUCAAAGAUAGACUGGCCGGCCGGGCGGCCAUUUCUUCCACAUCAAUAGCAUCGAAACGCAUACCACCCCUACGCUCGUCCUCAUCACUGGAUGGGACUGUUAUGGGACUGACAGCUCAGCGUCGACCGCAGUCGCCCUUCUCGUCGACCUCAGACAUCUGGGUUAAGGACUGGAGUUGCAUGCCGGCUAGUGGCCGAGCAAGCGGUUAUGGAGGGCCUCUCAGUGUCUACCCUGCGGUUAACGUUUGGAGGACAUCUGUCCAUUCACUCACAUCUCCCACAAGGUUUCCCUCUUAUAUGAAGAAUCUUAAGGACCAGUUGUGGGAAGAGUUGAAGACCGCCACUGAAGAGAAGCACCGGUUAAUGAGUCUCAGGAAUAGGGAUAAGGAUUUCUACAGGAGAUCCGAAACAGAUUUACAACAAUUGUUUGACAUCUACUCCUCACCCAUCCGACGAAGACGUGGACGAUAUAAGUCUAAGAAUGCGUCCGAUUCUCGGAUCUAUCGAUCGCUUUCACCAACGAUUAGAGAUGACAUACCGUUCAAGUCAUACGAGUUCGAGUCAUUACACCCGACCCGCACUGGUAUUGAACUCGGCAUAUCUCCCGUCUCUGGGUACAGAAGUAACCCGCGGAUAAGACUGCGGCUUGAGCCCGAGUCUCUCAGUCAGCAUGCCUUCCUCAAGGAGCUUCAUAAUAAUGCUGCUGGAGUGGGUUGUCUCCGCUGCCCACCCGCCGAGCUCUCCACCGUGAGCGACUUGGAAUCCGUCGCCGACGAAGACGACCACUUGACUCGCGAGGAAAAGGCGGCCAAAGUUAGGGCAGAGAUUAAGCGCCGGCGCCAACAGAUGGCCGAUUCGGGCAGACUUUACAGACACUCGUUCGAUGGAAGUGGUCUUCCUUACGGACAGAUGGAUGACAUCUACGGUCAAAGUGCUCUUAUAGACGACUAUUACAAUUACAGUCCAACUACUCAUCAGAUGCCUAAAGAUUAUUAUAACGGAAGACUCAGAACUAAUUACUCUCAGCCCUCACUUCACUCAAUGCAUGGACCCGAUCCCUAUAGUAAUUAUCAUAACUACGACCCCCGACUGGUCAAUGUAAACAUGAGCGGCGCCUACAGACAGAAUAGAAAUGUGAACCAAAGGGAUGCGGCUCUACUCCGUCGGCCCAACUUUGCUCACCCGGACGUCGGCUCACUGUUGUCGGCCACGGAGUCGGACACUCCCUCUGAAUAUAUGGACCCAUUGCAUAACACACCAUUAUAUUAUAUUAUAAAGUCUAAUUGCACUGAAAUGGUCUAG